AUGCUAUCUGCCAACGACUUUUCUCUAGUGGUGGUGUUUUCACUGCUUUCUAUCGUCGAUUUUGUCGGAAAUUUACUGGUUUGUAUCAUAAUUCUUCAGCGAAAACGGUUCAGAUUUCGUCGUUCGACCCUCGACUUUCUUUUCCUUAACUUGGCUGUGGCAGAUAUGAUGAUGGCAGUGUUUGCAAUUCCAAGAUACGUUCUCAGCCCAUUUUUCGUCCAUCCUCUGAGCUCUGCCGGAGACAUCUUGUGCCGUUUUGUUACCGGUGGAAAUCUCAUGUGGACCGCAGGGGCUGCAUCUGUUUUCACACUUGUCGUCAUUGCCUUUGAACGCCGCCAAGUUGUAGUCCGACCUCAUCUUUACAUCCAAAAGUUGUCUGUGGCGAAAUUGCGAGCUUUGGUUCUAUCAUCUUGGGCCUCUGCUUUGCUGCUCAAUCUUCCGUUAUUUUUCAUCAUGUCUUACGACAGCGAAACUAAUUUCUGCAUAGAAAAUUGGCCAAAGCCUUUGCUUCCAAAACUGUAUGGCGUAGUUUGGUUUUGUGUCGUCGGAGCAUCGCCAAUCAUUUUCAUGGCCGUUGUGUACUCGAAAGUUGUACACCAACUGUGGAUAAAGAAACCUACAUUAUCAAGGUUCGAUAGAAGAGCCAUUCUAAUGUCAAAAAAAGUCUCCAAAAUGGCCAUUACAUUGACAGUUAUUUAUUCAGUAUGUUGGCUGCCGAAUCUAGUUCUUUACAUCCUGGCAUUUAACAUUUCUGACGCUGUGUACGGUUCGCCUUUGUACAGAUGGACAGUGGUGUUGACUUGUUUAAACUCUACAGUGAAUCCCUUCGUGUAUACACUUCAAAGCAGACGUUUUAGACAGUCAAUAAGGCGAGCUCUGACGUGUAAAUGAACUAGAACAGCGAGUUCAAUCAGCUUGGACAGAUUCGCAAACUACGUUCUUGUACCUAAACAGACUUUUCCAACAUUACCGUUUACCGUGAAGAAGGAACGCCCAUACUUUUUUUUUUCCCGGAAACUGAGUCAACCAGUUGUCGUAUUUGAAAGGUAUUGCAUUUUAACUGAAAAAAAUGAGCUCCUCAUUAUUAAAUGGAAUAUUAAGGGUUCGGUGGCAUUCAUCUAACUCUUGUUCAAAUGCUUAUUGCAGUUUAAUCUAUAAAGCAAUCGUCAAGGGUUUUUCGAGGCAUACAGAGAAUCGAUCGAGGAUGAGGUUUAUAAUAUGCUUAAAGCAUAUUAAAGUUUAAGUAAAUUAUCAAGUUCUGAUGAUUCUUUUCCAUAGAACAGCUUACUGAUUGAAUUGUCACUUUUGUUUUGUUUUGUUUUUUAAUCCUUUUCAAGCUAUUUUAAUAAUUCAAAGGACAGUACUACUGAGAUUGCCUCUCUAUAACCUGUCAUAGAUUAUUAUUAUUACCUUUCUGUUCCUUAUCAGCUAAGUUAAACAUGUCAGGAUAACCUCGUUUGAAGUUACUUCACUUUGACAAAUAUAGAAAAAAAAAAAAAA
Molecule: messenger RNA, 1500 nt
Organism: Stylophora pistillata
Lineage: Eukaryota; Metazoa; Cnidaria; Anthozoa; Scleractinia; Pocilloporidae
Product: galanin receptor type 1-like
Biological process (GO): G protein-coupled receptor signaling pathway
Cellular component (GO): membrane
Molecular function (GO): G protein-coupled receptor activity
Source: RefSeq, a predicted model, not a curated record